This is a messenger RNA of Onychostoma macrolepis, 9260 nucleotides long. RefSeq names its product WIZ zinc finger b (gene wizb). Gene Ontology annotation, cellular component: nucleus. Gene Ontology annotation, molecular function: DNA-binding transcription factor activity, RNA polymerase II-specific; RNA polymerase II cis-regulatory region sequence-specific DNA binding. The transcript is spliced from 18 exons. NCBI's taxonomy places the organism in Eukaryota, Metazoa, Chordata, Actinopteri, Cypriniformes, Cyprinidae. Bases 474 to 6758 code for a protein of 2094 amino acids. Gene Ontology annotation, biological process: regulation of transcription by RNA polymerase II. The record is from RefSeq and is a predicted model, not a curated record.
CUUCGUGUACUGAAGUAGUCCGCGCUCCGCACAGCGCACGCAGCAACGCCGCUGUUAGCGCACUGAUCAGGUGUCGUUCAUCUCUCAACCUGCUGUGAAAGAGUUACAGCGUGGCUGAUACACAAACUCCUUUCCCCUCCCCACCAACGUCACCAUCCCUCCGAAACUAACAACAUGGAGUCCGGUGUUUAGAGUGCAAAGGCGGUCUUCACCGUUAGCUAAACCUAUAUGCUUUUCCCUUUGCUCCUGAGGGAAGGCAGCGACGCUCCGGGACGCAUUAAGCGCAACGCACACAUGCUCUAUAAGCGUCAGUGCGUUCGUGCCACUUGAAUCCAUAUAGGACAUGGAGAGAGCGAUGUGAUUGGACGCAGAAGAUUCCAAAGACAGGCCGCUUUCCAAAUGGAAUUGCUCUUCAUAAUGUAGGACAGGAGAGGUGGACAGCAGUUGCACCCAAGCUAGUGCACCAGGGGACCAUGGAGCCUGAGGAGGAUCUCUCGACCAGGGACCCCCAAGAUCUGAUGUCCAGCCCAGGGCUACUGCCUUCAACAUCCACCUCCUUACUCAGCUGCACCUUCCUGGGGGGGUUAUUGCAUUGUGAUGACAUGGAUAAGGGUGAUGGAAAUGGAGAUUCAGACGGUCCAAAAUGCUUUUUCCCCACACUGGAGCAUUGUGGUAAAGUACAGAGAAGCCCACGAUCUUCAGCCUUCCCCUCGUCUCUCACAUGGGACUCGGACUCGGAGAAAGAAACCUUGGACGAGGAAGAACUUCAGCACUUUUCUAACCCUCAUGGUCUGGCUGCUCACAGCCCAGGAAGUCCCACCUCUGGACAACAAGAAGACAGAUUUGACAUCGAUACAUGCCAAGAACCUGUGGAAACCAAGAACUUAUUUCUUGAGAAGAUCCCACUUGCCCCCCUGGAGGUGGAGAAUCAAGGAGAUGUUACAUACGAGGAGAUUAAAACUACAGACUCCAGCCUACCUAAACGUACAGCAAAACUUAAAAAAACCUUUUGCUGUUUUCUUGCAGUGGAACAAGACAAAGUGAGCCAUCUACCAGAUACUACACUGAAAGAGGGAUGCCAAAAAGACAAAAAAGAUGAGCAGAAAAUGCUUAAUAGUAAAGGGCGAGAAGAGAAGAUCACCAAAGAGCCAGAUGUAUACACCUUCCCAGGAGACUCUGAACCAGAAAGUCCACCACCUGGGCCUUGGGCGCACUGCACCUUCAUCCAACGGCGAAGAAAAAAGAGGGCCAUAUUGAGGCCUUUCUCUGGCUUAGAUACUUGGCAGCGCACAACGGGAGCCGGCAGGAAGACCAGAGGAAAACCCUCGGGAGCAAAGGAGCGUAGGAAAACCACAAAGGUUGGGGAAGGGAUGUUUGAAUUUAAAGAGGAAAAGGAAGAGAAGGUACGGGGAAGGCAGAGGUCAGUAGUAGAGCACCAACUGGAUGGAGACCUCUCCCAAGAGAUUUUUACAUGUGUAGAAUGUAGCAUUUACUUCAAAAAACGCACCCAUCUACGUGAACACAUGCAAGAGCAUGGCCAGGUUGGUAGAUCUGGGAAGAAAUGGCAAUGUGGAGAAAAAGACUCUUGGAGUGGACAUCUUAAUAAAAAUGCUUUUGAAUGUAUAGAGUGUGGUCUGGAGUUUGUAGACAAGGUACUGCUGCUGGAUCAUCAGCGAUGUCAUGAGGAGUCACGGCAGAAAAUCCUUGAAGAGAUUGGAAAAUUAAAAGAGGGGGAUAAGCGGGUGGCACAGCAAGCCAGUUGCAGUAAGGCAACGGAGCCAGUCAACCAAGAGUCAACAGAUGUUAGCCAGUUUGUGUGUCUCAAGUGCAACUUUAGCUCUGAUUUGCCUCAAGAACUUGCUGAGCAUGCCAAGACGCACAACACUCGAACAAGAGCUGGUGUCUAUCGAACCUCACCCCGCUUUCAACAGAAGUCCUGCAAGAAAGGACAAGUUCAAUCCUCUGCAGAUGUUACAUCAACUCUUGUCACAUCACCUCUCAACAAGAGGUACCCCAUCCGGGCAUCCAAAAAAUCUAAAGAAACACAGCCCGAAAGUGACACUUCACAGGUGGACUCUAGUUCGUUGUCUUGUCAAAGUGCUUCUGCAACCCCAGGAGAGGCCACAGAGCAACCUGAUAAUACAACUCUGCAUGAAAAUACAGACCCUGUGGAGGAGUUGAGACAAACAGAAGAGCCCAAGACAACUCUGGAUAAUCCUGUGGAAGAGAAUGCUCCACAACCUCAGCAUCUCAUGUCGUCUCCGCCAAAUCCCAGGGCUGCUCCGCGGCGUAAGGAUGUGGCAUUCAAAAGUAUAGGGAAUAAACGCUCAGUCCGGGCCACAAGGGGUAAACUGGGGCGCACAAGAGCGAGUACAAGACUAGAUCCUAAGUCCACCCUUACUCCCGUUAUGAAAAAACAAGUACAAAUCUCAAACCAGACCGAAGAUAAGUGCCAGAAAGAAGACAUUCCAACACCAGAACCAGAGCAUGAUCCAAAACAAGACUCCAAAACAGACUCUGUGGAGGUACCUGCCCUGGCCUUGCAGCUGAAGAGCAGCUUCUCAGCCAGCCUCCGAGGGGCAGCAGAGAGGCUGGGGUUGCUUGAGGGGCAGCAAGCCCAGCUAAGAAACAAGUUACCCCUCAUCCUCAUAGAGUCUCUCAGCUCUGACCUCCAAACUCCCCUCUUAUGCAGCAGGGUGAUGGAGACGGAGCCACCUGCCAGUGAUCCGGAUCUCAAAGCCAAUUCCGCCUCGCCAAAAAAGAACAGCAAAAAGCUUGAAGCACAGGAGGAGGAACCCAAACUCAAAGAAGAAAAAUCUGAUAGUCACGAGAAGAGUGGAGAAGACACACUUGUUGCUGCAAAACUAGAAGAUGAUGAUGAAGAUGAUGAUAUUGAUGAUGACGAAGAUGAAGAGGAUGUUGUUAGUCGUCUUAUUGAUGCAUUAACUGAGGAAGAUGAUGAUAGAGAGGGGUUGUUGAAGAGUGUGGAAAGAAAAUGCCCUUAUUGCCCAGAUAGAUUCCAUAAUGGCAUCGGACUAGCCAAUCAUGUUAGGGGUCACCUGAACAGAGUGGGUGUCAGUUACAAUGUUAGGCACUUCAUCUCUCCGGAAGAGGUCAAUGCCAUUGAGAAGAAAUUCUCCUACCAGAAAAAAAAGAAAAAAGUUGCCAACUUUGACCCGUCGACCUUCAGCGUAAUGAGAUGUGAGUUCUGCAGUGCUGGCUUUGACACCAGAGCUGGUCUCUCCAGUCAUGCCCGAGCCCAUCUCAGAGACUUUGGCAUCACCAACUGGGAAGUCACGGUUUCACCUAUUAAUAUUCUCCGAGAGCUUUUUGCCAAGCAUCCAGAUCUUGUUCUACCCACUGCACCCACUCAUACUCUCCAGUCAAGUCAAGAGCAAAACUCUGAUGAGGAGCAAGAGGGCAGGAAAGACAUGAAGGAUGAGGAGAACAUGACAGCAGAACCCACCACUCUUUCUUCUGACUCUCCAAAACGGCGCUGGAAGGAAGAGCACAAUAUAAGUGAACUAGAGGAUGGGGAGGAGGCAGACGAUGGGGAAGAGGAAGAAGAGGAGGCCCAAAUGCCUGUUACAGAUAAAUUGGCCACAAGUCCAGUAGAAAAGACCCUGUUCUCUAUUGAGGAACAGAGCCCUGAAUCCAAAGAGACAGACACUAUGGGCUCUAACCUGUUGAAAUGUGAGUUCUGUGGUGCUGCCUUCGAGACACGUCGUGGUUUGUCUAGCCAUGCCCGCUCUCACCUACGCCAGCUCGGCAUCGGUAUGUCAGAGAACAGUGGCGCACCCAUUGAUCUCCUCUACCAGAUUACUAAGGAACGCUCCAUUGAUGCACACUUCACUGCCACCUCCCCUACUGUGGAAUCUCCUAAGAAGCUCCAGCACCAUGCCCCUAUUGUUCCUAUACCUAGCCCCACAAAAGAUGUUGAAACUGAAGAAGGAAUGCUGGACACCAAGCCCCCUGUCCCAUUCUCUAUUGCGGCUUCUGCUAUUAAAGUUUCCUCUUCCCCAACUACUCACUCUGCAGCUGGCUCCCUGCCUUCCUCUCCAUUUGUAAAGUCUCGGUCCCCUUCCCCAGUGCUGAGAAAGGCUCCCAUCUCUUCCCUCCUACCCGUGACUUCCCCACUGCGAUCCCAGGAGCAUAAGACCUUAGGAAAGAACCAGUCUACAAACCUCUCCAGUCCAAACAAACCAUUCUGGGCACCGCAAGAUACGGAUGCCCCAUUGAAUCUUACGAUGGACAUGGACUCUAAAGACAUUAUUUGCCAGUUGUGUGGUGCAUGGUUUGAAACAAGAAAAGGCCUCUCGAGUCAUGCUCGUGCCCAUUUGCGCCAUUUUGGGAUUGAGUACUCAGAAUCCAAGGGCUCCCCCAUUGACUUACUCAAUCGGUUCAUCUUGACUGAUGACUUUAAGCACAGAGCAAAUUCUUUUCUCUCAGAUGGUCCAGAAGACCUGAGGUCCCAGAAGACCAGCAUGACGUCCCUCUUACCCUCCACUUCCACUUCCCCUAAGAGAUCUCUUCCCUCCAGCCCUGUCCUAUAUAAAACAGCAACCUCUUCUUUGAGGACAACAAUUGGCUCCAAAGCUACCUCCUCUUCUUCCCACCCCUUAUUGGGCCCACCCCCAAAGAAGCUGAAAGCAUCCUCAUUGCAGGUCCUUCGUUUCAGUAGUGGGGAAGUGAUGUCCUUUCCUAUUGAGCCGAUGAAAGACGUGGGCUGUGAAUUCUGCGGAGAACUUUUUGAGAACCGCAAAGGCCUCUCCAGUCAUGCUCGCUCCCAUCUGCGCCAACUUGGGAUCACCGAAUGGUCUGUGAAUGGCUCACCUAUUGACACACUAAAAGAGAUUAUAGUCCGCCGAGGCCUGCCGUCCAUCAUACCUCUGAAGUCCCCCAAAUCCCCCUCUUCUUCUCCGAGCCCUGGACUGCCUCGGCCCGCACUCCAGUCCUCUUCCCCACCAGGGAAUGUGCUUGGGCGCCUGCCUUUCCAUUUUGCCCACACUCCAAGCCACGACCAGCCUACUACCCGCAAAAUGUCUCCUUCGACAUCUACUGCCAGUUCUUCCCCAACCGUAGAGCUGGUUAAACCGAAACCAGAGCCUGAAAUUGUAGAGGUUACCAUGAAAGGAUCAGACAUGGGAGUAAAUGAAAGCUACAACCCAGAGCCACUACAUUCCAGUUUAAACACUUCAGAUAAUGUUUAUCCAGUCAACUUGGUUAUGACUCAGGAGAAGGAACCUUCCCGUGAUAUUCGCUGUGAAUUCUGUGGCGAAUUCUUCGAAAACCGUAAAGGCCUCUCAAGCCAUGCGCGUUCACACUUGAGGCAUAUGGGUAUCACAGAGUGGUCUGUGAAUGGCUCGCCCAUUGACACGCUGUGGGAAGUCAUGAGGAGACAAGGCACUACCCCUGCAUCUGUUGCCUUGGGCAUAAAGGAGGAACCGGGUCAGGAUGGUGGGAUUUCAUUGAACAGUCCAGGCUAUCAGUCCUCUGCCCUGUCCCGCAAGUCACCUCUUAACCUGCUCCACUCGGGCUCGCGUCUUCAUAAGCAUGGGCUGGGAAGCGUUGGCUUGUCCUCCACCUCACCUGUGGGGAAGAUUUUUGGAGUGCCUCCACUGAAGAAGAAGGUGCUGGUGGAGGAGGGACAGCCAGGAGAGAAAGCACUGCUCAUCCAAUCUAAAAACUUCUCUCCUCCCCCACAGGACUAUUCCUUUAAGGGUAAAGCCUCAGUGGAGAAGCAUGGGGUAGGCCACAUGGAUGCCAGUUGUGAACUCUGUGGAUUCUACUUUGAGAACCGGAAGGCACUGGCCAGUCACGCUCGAGCACAUUUACGACAGUUUGGCGUGACGGAGUGGUGUGUAAAUGGCUCGCCUAUCGAGACGCUGAGUGCCUGGAUACGCAGCCGUCCACAGAAGGCAGCAGAGAUGCAGCAAAGUUAUGCACAAGGAGCCCGCUAUGCCCAAAAAAAAAGGUGCAGUUCCGCUCUCUCACCGUCCUGUGACUCUGACCCUACAACUCCUGUUUCUCAAAAGCCCUCACUGGCCAAAUGGGCAUCUCUCACUUUGCCUCAAAAGAGAGCAAUUGGACGGGAUGUCAACAGUUGUUCCUGGGGGCUGUCAUCACGGGGAACUGACGCAAAAAGCAGAAGUGGAAGUUCCACUCAGCAUGGCCUUAUUCCACAGCCUGGCACUCAUCAUUCCAAUAAUGCACUUCCACAUGCGCAGGUGGCGCAUAGUGAACUCAACGUGCGUUUGCCACGAGGAUUUGAGAGACGGCCACUUAAACACCCAUCACAUGCUGAAGGAGGGGAGGGAGAGAGUGGCCCCCCAAAGCCUCGCUCCGGUACCGUUCCUGCCCUUGUGCCAAAGCCCCCCUCCACCCCACUGGUUAGACUUGUGGGUAAAAUUUACUCACUCAAGUGCCGGUUCUGUGAUGUGGAGUUUCACGGCCCUCUCUCAGUACAGGAGGACUGGAUCAGGCACCUACAGCAGCACAUUCUCAAUCUCAACUACAAUAAGACUGCUUCACCCGCAAACGACACUCCUGCCCAAAGUGACACUCCUGAUCCCAAGCCCCUAGUCUCAGCUGCUACCUCCACGUCAACUACAACCACAGCUCCUGCCACGACCCUGUCCACGCCCUCCCCAAAGCCCACAACUACACCCACAUCAGCCUCCACACCUACUCCCGCCCCCAGCCAAGCCUCCGCGGGGCGGCCGGCCGCAGCAGAGCCAGUUCCUACUCCUGCUAAUUAGGCCAUGUGUCCUUCCUACAUAUGUAUGAGAUGCCAUCAUCUUCACCAGUUAUUUCCAUGAUUUGUUUCUGUAUUACUCAUCUUUGAUUAUUUCAAUCUCUGAUCAAAGGGAGAGAUUUUUCGAAAAAUCUAGCGACCCACUUACCCUGACCUACAUCACGAGCAUCUGUUAUGAUUCAGGCGUGAGGUAGGUGUGUUGCCAUGACAGUUCUCAUCUCCCUUUUGUCUCGUAAGGAUCGACCGUUAUUUAUGAACAAGAAAAAGUCACAGUACAAUGCAACUUUACAUUUGUUUUGUGGAUAAGCUUUGAUUGUUUCGAAAAGCAGAAUGAGUAUGUGGUGGGUUCAGUUCAGUAAGCUAUUUGGCCCUAAUGACUAAUAUUUGUUUAAAAUUAUCUCACAAAACUCUUUAGCUUACCAAAUGUAUUCUUAAAUUGUCGACAAAUCAGAGAAUUACAAUCAAAAAGGCACAGAUGUAAAACUCAACCUUAAAUGGUUUCACUAUGAAGCACUUAAACAAAAGGCCUUGACCCUUUGAAACAAAGCUUAUCUGUUUCUAGCAUUUGCAAGUUCACAGUUUGUAACUCUUUUAGCUGUGAUAAUUGACUACAAGCCUGCACUGCCAUGCAGUUAUCAAAAGAUAUGAGCCGUUCAUUUUAAGCAGACACAGAUGGGUUUGUGUCCAAACGGGACAUGCCUUUUCUUUUCUGCAGUCCCACUGCAAUCUAGACAUGAUGAUCUGAGUUGAAUCUUGCCACUUAGAGUUGAUGAUCAAAUUUGUCUGGAACCGAUUGCUGCUAAAUAUUUAAAUAAGCUAAGCACACUUAGUUAAAUGCAUCGUUUUAGCACAUUACCAACAAAAUGAGCAUGCAAAUUCUGUCAUGCCUUCCAUUUGUAUUCAACCACACGUAUUUAUGCCUUCGUUGCUUUUUUGUAUGGCACAUUGUUUUGUAGCGCGUUUGCACAAGCUUAUGCGAUGCUUUGCAUAAUGCUUUGAUGAAUCCGAUCCUAUGUCGCUCCAUUUUCUCUCCAUUUAAUUCUGUGCUUAGCACAAAGUAAACUCUAAAUGAAACAGUCGACGCUGCUGUCUAAAAGUCUUCUUUGUUGCUUUUUAAAUGAUAAUGAAUCUUUCUGAGAAAUUGUCUUGGAACAAGUUGAUGGCCCGAAGUAUUUUAUGCUCAUAAAAGUCACUUUUUUCCCAUAACCCAAAUUAUGGCUCAUCUGAAUGUUAAAUGAACUGAACUAUUUGGCUACACUACAUUUGAAUGUUUCACAAGAGUAAAAGGUUAAUGCACCUUUAUCUGCAAAGAAUUAGGGGGUGUUUGUGUGUGUGUGUGUGUGUGUGUGUGUGUGUAUAUAUAUAUAAUAAUAUAUAUAAAUAAUACAUAUAUAUAGUUUGUUUUUCUGAGCAUAAAGUGCUAAGUUUGACCAUUUUUCUUAAAAAUGUUUUUCCCUGUACCAAUUUGAAGGCAUUUUCACAAAAACGUAAACUGUAGAAAUUUGCCAGUGACAGAAUGUGCCAAAGAGAACGUCACACAUGUCUCUGUUGCUUUAGCUUUUGCAAGUUUUUUGCAAGUCCGUUGUUUUGUCUUUGAGCAGUUGAUGGCGGCAGCAGAUUUGCUGCUGUGGAUUUGCUUGAAAAAAAAAAAAAAAAAAAAAAUGGAAACUAACAAUUGAGUUAUACUAUAUGAGUAUACUAUACAAGUACACCAUACUCAUGGUGCCAGGAAUUAUGACGAUUUUUACCGCGAAUAUGGUGACUGCCUCCCAAACAUACGAGUGCUUUUGGUUAAAUUUCCAUAUCUGCACAGGAAAGCAAUAACAAACCGGUCCACUAUGGAUGUUUGUUUCAGCUUUCACGACUUAACUCUUGACUGUUAGGCUUUUAGUAUUCCAAAAGGGAAUAUUAUUGAUAUAUCUAACCUAACAUAUGUAUAGACAAGAAGAAGAUAUUAACAGUUUAACACUUCAAAUGUGAUCUUGAUCAUUGUGAAUUUAUUUUGAUUUUUAAUGCUGUGUAUUUUUUAAUGAGACGUGCGUUCCUUUACUUGCAGUUACAUACCAGUGGAAUAGAUCAGUGUUUUAUUUUUUAUUCUGUCAGUUUCUCUUUUAAGAUACAGUACAUUGGUGCUCAUGCGGACGAGUGGAUGUGAAUGGAUUUUUAAUUGAAGAUUGUUCCAAAGGGAGAUUGUUAAGUCCUUGCGCAAGGACUCUAAAAAUGUGUCUUAAAUGCAACUUCUCUGUACAUUAUGUUCUUGGUUAGUUGGGUCAUUUUGUGACUGUUGCCCAGUUGGCAUGUGCUUUACAGCUGAUGGUGUACGUUCUCCUAAAUAUCUCCUCAGCUGGUUUAGACUGCGGUGUCUGUACAAGUAUUUGUGUGUAUGAGAGCGACGAAAAGACUUUUUGUGGCUGAAAGAGAGAAAUGCCAUGGAAGUGUUGACCAGAGGAAGAUUCGUGUGAAUCUGCUCUUGAAUGAAAAUCAUUAAAUGUGAUCUGAAAUCUCA